Messenger RNA from Dermacentor andersoni, 531 nucleotides. RefSeq lists its product as uncharacterized. Gene Ontology annotation, cellular component: mitochondrion. Gene Ontology annotation, biological process: negative regulation of ATP-dependent activity. Gene Ontology annotation, molecular function: ATPase inhibitor activity. Lineage: Eukaryota; Metazoa; Arthropoda; Arachnida; Ixodida; Ixodidae. The record is from RefSeq and is a predicted model, not a curated record.
ACGAAGCGCUGGCACGCCGCUAACCGUGAUCCCGGUAUCACAGGCAAAAUGGCGUUGCAGCAGUGUACCCGAGCCGUGAGAAACUUCCGAUUUCUGCCAUGUUUAAGCCAAACACGGUCUUCAAUGUCACAGUCCGGCGAAUGGGGCAGUGGCUCUGGAAAGGGCGGCGGCGGUGGUGGCAGCGUUCGUGAAGCUGGCGGAGCUUUUGGCAAGAUGGAGGCGGCUCGGGAGGAAGAGUACUUUCGCAAACUGCAAGCUCAGCAAAUUUCAGUGCUGAAGGAGCACAUUGAAGACGAAAUCAAGCAACAUGAAAAACUUAUCAAGCAGCAUCAGGAGGAGAUCGAGAGGCACAAGAAGAAAAUUAGGGAUCUCAAGGAACACUAAGCUGGAAUGUUUGAGAGCCCGAGUCUCCGCAUAUUCCAUUUUUGUUAAUUCUUUUUCUUUCCUCUUGCGUGCUGUAUGCGUGUAACGAGCAAGCUCCAGUGAGCAAUGUUAUUGUAGCUAGGGUGAAGUAAAGCAGUUGCAAGGUUG